Molecule: messenger RNA, 771 nt
Organism: Aphanomyces astaci
Lineage: Eukaryota; Oomycota; Saprolegniomycetes; Saprolegniales; Verrucalvaceae
Exons: 3
Coding region: 74-697 (207 amino acids)
Source: RefSeq, a predicted model, not a curated record
GUUAGGUAUCCGGAUAAGUCGGCCUGACGCAACCAAGACGAUUCCAUUUACUGACUGCACGUGUUCUUUCAUCAUGGACGCUUCGAACCCUUCCGCUUCCAUGCCCCUUCCCAAGGCUGAUGUCCCUGCCGCGACCUCGACGUCCAAAGCGACCGCUGCGAAGAAUAAGGGAGCCGAAGUUGUCGGCAAGUACCUCGACUCGAUCAACAAGACUGACAUCGUGCGGAUCAACGGGUACCUUCGCUUCGCCAACAUUGGCGUGGGUUUCAUCUUCGGCCUCAUGGGGCUCGUGGGCAUCUUCUCUGUGAGCGGCUACGAAAGCUUCUUGGUGCAAUUGUACGUGAUUGUGCUCUCAGGCCUCCUCGUCCUCUUUGAGUUCCGGGAAAAGUUCCCCAAGCUUGAAUCCAAGACAAAGGAGAACUUUGGGUUCAUGUUCACUGGGUUUGGCCGCUCCGUGUACAUCUUGCUGAUCGCCUUGUUGUCGUUUACCCAAGGCACGUUUGGCAUCAUCAUGGGCAUUGCAUUUUUCUUCUUGUCUGCGUUCAACUUCUUCAUCAUGUGGAACCACCCGCAAUACCACAGUGUGAUGCGCGGACCUUCCACGACCACGGCGUCCCCCGACGCCGCCAACCCUGCCGUGGAACAACGCGUUGCGGAUGCCGCAUAUGUGCCUACUUCCGCCGGCGUUGCCGUCUAAGCACUGGUGUCCCAGGGGACAAGUGUUAUUGCAUGAUAACGAUAAAUAUUCCAGCUUGUGUUUUAGCAGAUCAA